GGGCGGGUCAAAGGAGGCGCGGUCUCUCGAGCUCAUGGUGGGGCUGUUGCUCGCGCCCGGCUGGAUAAUGCGGCUUCCGGGCCGCCAAGUUUGGCGUCUCUUGCCUCGCAGAUUCGGGGUUUGGGGCCCAAGGAAGGAGACUGCUAGCGUCUUGCUAGGGCGGCUCUGCGCGAGGCCAGAGGAGGCAUGGCGGGCCUCGGGGCUCGCUGCCUGCUGCCUGGGGAGCCGCCCCCUCAGCACUGCAAUGCCGCCCCCGCCCGGGUCGUCAGGACCGGAGCGGAAGGGCAGCGGAGACCCCAUGCGCCCCUCGAAGCCCGGGCCUGUUUCCUGGAAGUCUUUAGCCGUCACAUUUGCUAUUGGAGGAGCUUUAUUGGCUGGAAUGAAGUACUUCAAGAAAGAAAAGACGGAGAAACUGGAGAAGGAACGGCAGCGGAGCAUUGGAAAGCCUUUACUUGGGGGCCCAUUUUCCCUCACAACUCAUACUGGCGAGCCCAAAACUGAUAAGGACUACCUGGGUCAAUGGGUAUUGAUUUAUUUUGGUUUUACUCAUUGUCCUGAUAUCUGUCCAGAAGAACUAGAAAAAAUGAUUCAAGUCGUGGAUGAAAUAGACAGUAUUCCAACUCUGCCAAAUUUAACUCCACUUUUCAUCACUAUUGACCCAGAGAGGGACACAAAAGAAGCCAUCGCCAAUUAUGUAAAAGAAUUUUCUCCCAAACUGAUUGGCUUGACUGGCACAAAAGAAGAGAUCGAUCAAGUGGCCAGAGCAUUCAGAGUGUACUACAGCCCUGGCCCCAAGGACGAAGAUGAGGACUACAUAGUGGAUCAUACAAUCAUAAUGUACUUGAUUGGACCAGAUGGUGAAUUUCUAGAUUAUUUUGGCCAGAACAAGAAGAAUGCAGAAAUAGCUGGUUCAAUUGCUGCACACAUGAGGACACACAGGAAAAAGAGCUAAUAACUAACACACCAUGGCCAUGCUGUAUUCUCCUGCCAAAGAGGAAGGACUUUAUCUCCCGUAGGAGCCAAUACAUACAUGUACAUACUGCAGCCUGCAGAAAGGCCUUCAUACCAGGAGAAAAUCUAAAUUUUAGACAGGGCAUAUUACGCUUGGGUUCAUCAAGGAUGAAUUCUUGGAACUGUAUAGAUUACAACUCAAAGUCUCCCAAAUUGUGGCCUUGAGACCAGAGAACCCAGUUGUCUUGAAACCAAUGGAAUGGACCUCAAGGAAGGAUACAGCUGGAAAAGACACAUCCAAGGCAUCUCCCCACAUGAGUGGGGCCCUCUGGUCACGUGGCUGCCUCUCCAGAGUCUUGAGGCCUUGCUCAGACAGGUUGCACUGAAUUUCCAGGAGGAGUGUCGCUUGCUUUCCUCUUUGAGGUGGCUGAUGCAAUCAGACCAGGCUCUCUGACAUUCAUAAUUGAUCUCUAUGCUUGAAAGCAUUAGUACAGUCUCCCUUGUGAGCGAGAAUCAUUGUCAUUGUUUGCGGUGUGAUCCCCUGUCGGCGGGUGCUGAUUUUACUCAGAGCGAGGGAAUCUGUUGUUGGGGACAAACUAUUAGAUCGGGUUCCCCAGGGGUCUUUCUUGUGAUUUUUAGCAGUAUGAUGUGUGGGGCUUCCAGGGACCUCCCGGAGGGUGUGAGGAUGUGGACCAUGAGUGUGUACAAAGUACCUGCCUGCCUGUGCUAGACUACACUUUCUGAGAUAAAGGUGUGCUCAGCUUUGCAGCUUGGACAAGCAUGGCCUUUCUCAUGGGUGCAGAGAUGACAGCUUACAGCUCUUGGGGCUGGUAGGUAGGUGCUUGUUAAAGUGCAGGCGCCCGGGCCCAGGGCUGGGUUCACACCUGCCUCCCAGGUUCCUCUGAUGCAGUGGCUGGGGACUGGGGCUUCAAGAGGCUGUUUUAGGGGUCAGGGGUAUGUGGGGAAGGCAGGUUUGGAUCUGGGUGAGGCCUCUGCUCAUCUGGCGUGUCCAUCCACAAAGUGCUGGAGUCACAGCCAUUAAGGGAGACGCUGGCUUUUGUUUCAGAAUUUAACUUCCCUGGAGUCUGGACUUGACUGUCUUGUCACUGUUCUCCACCUGAAGCUGCUGCAGAGCCUUUGCCAGCCUCCACACACUCUGACAGGUGUGGUGCCUUAUCAGACAUGGACUUUCCCUUCACAUCAGUUCUGUGCAUGUGACAUGGCUCUAUCUUUUGGUUCUUAAAUCCUCUUCUCAAUACUUAAGUUAAACCUACUACAGAUAUUUACAUGAAGGGGUGUGAAGAAAGUCAAACUCUGGAGCUGUUCUGGGCUGAAAUGUAUCCCCUGGAUUCGUAUAUUCGUUGAAGUUCUAACCCCAGUGCCUCAGAAUGAGACUGUAAGGAGACAGGGUCUCUCAGAAGUUAAAAUGAGGCCUUUCAGGUGGGCCCUCAUCAAACAUUCCUGUUGUUAUUACAAGAAGAGAUUGGGACACAAGCCGAGAGAAGACCACAUGAAGACACGGAGAGAGGCCUUCAGAAAUAAGCCCUGCCCAUCCCUUGAUCAGGGGCUUCUGGCCGCCAGAGCUAUGAGACAGCGUCUGUUCAAGAGCUGGGGCAGUCAUGCUUUGUGACGGCACCUAGUGGGCUGCCACAGUGCCAUUCUCCCUUUGGCUCCUCAUACAAAACUACCCAGAUUUAGUUUAUAUAAACCUAACCGCAGGCAGAAGUCAAUUGGUUUGGGAUGACUUUCCUAGGAACCUUGUCAAGAAGGUGAGAAACUUAAAAGAACCUGGUCUCCUGCAUUGCAGGCAGAUUCUUUACACUUUGAACCACAGUGGAAGCCCCAGUAAAAGCCUAGUCUCACAUAACAAAGAUCUUAAGUAUCUGAAAUGCCAAACAUUUAAAAAGAUGGUCUGUUUUAAGCCACAGAACAUUUGUGCAGAUCGCUUUGCAGAAGCUUAUGCCGGAGAAAAUUCAAUCUUCAUUCUCAGCUGUUGUAGGUUAGAGCUUGUGUCAUGAUCCAGAAAAGGAACAGAAGCUUUUGAAAAAGGCCGUUUAUUUGCUCUUCAUUCCAGUGUCAAGUUUAAAGGCUUAGAAGUUGGACAGAGGACCUCAGAGAUGACGUCCAAAUGUCUCUAUGCAGGAGGGGACACUCCCAGAGAUGAAGUGCUGGCCUCACUCCUGAAUCUGCAUUAGAAGUUAGGUCCCAGUUUGUGGUCAGGUCCCUGCCUGUCCCAGGGCUGUGGGGUGCCUUUGAAAGUGAAAGCUGCUCAGUUGUGUCCAACUCUUUACAGGCCCAUGGACUAUACAGUCCAUGGAAUUCUCCAGGCCAGAAUACUGGAGUGGGUAGCCUUUUCCUUCUCUAGGGGAUCUUCCCAACCCAGGGAUCGAUCCCAGUUCUCCUGCAUUGCAGGCAGAUUCUUUACCAGCUGAGCCACAAGGGAAGCACGGGGUGCUCAUGGGGGCCAGACAAAAGCUGAUGCAGGGAGAGGGUACACUGCCCAUGGGGCACCCAUUCAUUGUAAGCCUCAGGAAAUUAAAGUCAAGGCUGUCUCAAUAAAGUACCACUUGGCAAACCUUGACCUGGGUGGGUUGUGUUUUUGCUGGACUUCAGUGGAAUUACUGUUUUAAGAAAUGGGAUUUAUUUGAAAAUUAUAAGAAUCCUGUCCAUGCAGCAGGCCUAAAAGUACUGUGUGCACCUGGCUAUCAGUGAGAUAGCUGAUACGUCAGGUGUAAAAGCUGAGACUCGCUGAAUACCAGUAAAAACGCUGUGGGGAUUGACAGCUAAUGUGAACCCAUUAAAUGGUUUGAAUUUGUGAAUAUCUGCAUAAGAGAUUAUAAAAUAUCUUAUGUUUUUAAAUAUAAGGUUAAAAGAAAUUAAAAUUUUCAGAUCACCA
This is a messenger RNA of Capra hircus (goat), 3847 nucleotides long. It is a transcript of the gene SCO1, whose product is annotated as protein SCO1 homolog, mitochondrial. The record is from RefSeq and is a predicted model, not a curated record. The coding region runs from base 35 to 952 and encodes 305 amino acids. The transcript has 6 exons. NCBI's taxonomy places the organism in Eukaryota, Metazoa, Chordata, Mammalia, Artiodactyla, Bovidae. Gene Ontology annotation, biological process: mitochondrial respiratory chain complex IV assembly.